This is a messenger RNA of Striga asiatica, 1237 nucleotides long. The record is from the annotation of a GenBank genome assembly. Lineage: Eukaryota; Viridiplantae; Streptophyta; Magnoliopsida; Lamiales; Orobanchaceae.
AUGAUUUUCUCGGGAAUUACUUUACUCUCUUUCUUUUACUAGCUUAUUGCCACUGCCACAGCCCAAACAUACAUUUCUUUAUUUUGUCAAAAAUUCAAAAAUAAAAAAUAAUAAUUCUCUUGAAAUCUGCGUAAGGUAUAGCGCAGAUUGAAGAUGGCGGGCGGAUACAGGGCGGACGACGACUACGAUUAUCUCUUCAAGCUGGUCCUGAUCGGCGACUCCGGCGUCGGCAAAUCCAAUUUGCUGUCCAGAUUUGCUCGGAAUGAGUUCAGCCUCGAGUCCAAGUCCACCAUAGGCGUUGAAUUCGCUACGCGCAGCAUCCGCGUCGAUGAUAAGAUCAUCAAGGCUCAGAUUUGGGAUACCGCCGGCCAAGAGAGGUACCGUGCUAUCACGAGUGCCUACUACCGUGGGGCCGUAGGGGCACUGCUCGUGUAUGAUGUCACCCGCCACGUCACCUUCGAGAACGUGGAGAGGUGGCUCAAGGAGCUCCGGGACCACACGGACCAGAACAUCGUCAUCAUGCUCGUCGGCAAUAAGGCGGAUCUUCGCCACCUCAGGGCAGUCUCGACUGAGGAUGGCCAGUCCUUUGCCGAGAAGGAAAAAACCUACUUUAUGGAGACUUCUGCACUCGAGUCCAUCAACGUUGAGAACUCGUUCACGGAGGUUCUCACGCAAAUCUACCAUGUUGUUUGCCGUAAAGCACUUGAUAUUGGGGAAGAUCCCUCGGCUCUUCCCAAGGGGCAGACUAUAAAUGUGGGGACUAAAGAUGAUGUGUCGGCUGUUAAGAAAGUCGGUUGUUGCUCUGUAUGAAAUUUUGGGAAAAAGAUUGAUGAUCGUCAAGUGGGCCAGGCCCGUUUGCCCGUUUGGGUUGUUUUUUUAUGAUCCGGGGAGAAAUUGGGUUGAAUCUUUUUGCAGCUCUGUCGGUUUUUCGUCGUUUUCUUCAGAAUUCACUUAACUUCUUUUUUUCAUUUUUUUUUCCCUUUUUUAUUUCUUUUUAACCUCAGCAUUCCUUAUAUAUGUAUUGCUGUGGUCAUGACUUUGGUGAAUCUUUAUGCUGUAUUAUUAUUAUGUUGCAUUUAUUAGUUUCGAUCGUGACAUCGUCGACAUUUUCUUUAAGCCUUCGACAUUUGUUUCGUCUGUGAAAUAUGAUUAUUAUGCUGUGUGAUAUCUGUAUUAAUUAGCUGCCAAUGUCAUAUAGAUUGGUUUAAACUAGAAUUGAAAUGUAUGUAUAAUAUCC